AGGCGGGAGGCGGGCGUGGCCCAGGCGGUCAGUGUGUGUCGGGCGGACGAGGCGAGAUUGUCGCUGGCGCGUGAAUCCCCUACGCUUGUUCUUUGCGUUUUUAACUGUUAAGUUUUUUUAAACAUCUAUAAAUUGACAAUGACGACCGAGACGGAGACGAAGGUUGUAGAGCAGACGGAGGAGAAGAAGGAGGAAGUGAAAGAAGAGGUGAAGAAGGAGGAGGCGGAGGUUAAUAACGCGGAGGAGAAGGCUGACGAUAAGGCCGAGAAGGCAGACAAAGAGAAGAAGGAAGAGGAGAAGAAGAAGGAGGACAAGGCGAAGAAGGAGGCGCCGCCGCCCAAGCCGGCCGUGCACAAGCUGGACUUUGAGAAGGACGUGGUGUACCUGUACCAGUUCACCAGGACGCCCGUCCUCCCCUCCCUCAGCCCCUACUGCCUCAAGGUGGAGACCUGGCUCCGCCUCGCCCACCUCCAGUACCAGAAUGUGGAUCACAAGAUGAAGUACAAGAGUAAGAAGGGCCAACUACCCUUUGUGGAGGUGAAUGGUGAAGAGAUAGCAGAUUCUGCCAUUAUCAUCAAAGAACUGGGCAGUCGCUACAAUGCAGAUUUGGACGGUGGACUCACCCCUGAGCAGCGCAAUGUUGCCCAUGCCACAAUCUCUAUGAUAGAAAAUCACUUUGCAUGGGUAGUGAAGUAUUUCUUCUACAACAAUCCUGAUUUAAUGAUUCAGGGAUUUAAGUUGGAUCUGAAGCAGGUGACCCAGCGAGCUCUACCGACAGUCAUCCUUAACUUCCUCUUUAAGCGUAAACUUAAAGCGGCUGCCAAGAAAGUUCGUGCACAUGGAAUUGGAGUUCACAAGCCCGAGGAGAUCGAGGAGUUUGGACACAAUGACUUGACAGUUCUUUCAGACCUUCUAGGAGAUAAACCAUUCUUCUUUGGUGACAUUCCUACUUCGCUGGAUGUGGUUGCCUUUGCCAAUCUUGCACAAGUAGCAUUUAUGGACAAGGAGGUAAGUUACUCCCUUCGUGACUGGAUGACGGAAAAUUGUGCCAAUUUAGUAGAAUUCUGCAAUCGUGUCAAGGACCGAGCAUUCCCUGACUGGGAAGAAAUGUGCACAAACUUGGAUCUUAAUUCUCAUAUACCAAAGCCACCUCCAGAGGAAAAGGUUGAGGAACCAGCAGCAGAAAAGAAAGAUGAAAAGUCCAAGGAAGAGGAGAAGAAGGAUGAGAAAGAUAAGGAUGACACUGAAAAGGAAAAAUCCCAGAAAGAUGAGAAGGAAGGAGAGAAGGAAGAUAAUAAGAAGACGGAAGAGAAGGAAAAAGAGGAAGAGAAGAAGUAAAAAGAUUGAUUAUUCAAAGUUGUUGAAAGCAGUCAAGAACCAAAUCUAUUUGUAAUAUAUGUGAUAAAUGUUGUUUGAAGGCUUUUUUUUUUUUUUGCUUGAUACACUUUGUAUAGAUAUCUUCUUGUUAGCGUGGAACACAAGCACCUCCCCGUGCCGACUUAGUCGUUAAAGUUUCGUUGGCCACUAUCAGAAAUAAGCUCGUUCUUACCUUCAUUGUUUACGGGAGAGUUCAAACAGUAAGGACAUGAAAUAUUGGAGGGGGAGGGGGGGGUUUGGGUAGGGGUAGUCCAAGCUGGUGGUUUCCAGUUGGACUUGUACAUUAAAGUCUUUGUAAUUGUUGGGCUUUCAUGUUUUAGAUCAGUUUAGUCCCACAUUUCAUGUUUCCCUUUACCUUGCCGUUUGAAUUGGUACCAGUUCUCAUUGUAGUAUUGUUUGGUCUCAUUAUGUGUACUGUAGUUGAUAACCCAACUGCUCAUUUUCCUGAAGGUAAUGACAAGAUUUAUAUUCAGAGUUUUAACAAGAAUAUUGAAGGUUGGGACUGGUAGUCAUAUCUGUGUGGCUUGCAUAGCUUAUAGGUUUAUUCCAUACGACUUUAGUUAAAUGAGUUUAAGAGCAGUAUUAUUCAUGGGACUCGAGUUUGUACCUUCUGCUACCAUGACAAUUCAAUUUCUUAACUCUCAUUUUUUUUAAUCACUUUUGUAAUAUUAGUUUGUACAUUACUAGCUUUUAAUAUGGCAUCUAGAACAUUAUGAUAGUUUUUACAUGUGGAAGUUAUUUUGUAAUAUGGAAAUACUCAUUUUAUAGGUUCUCUUUGAUACCAGAGGGAAAAAUUCCCACUGCUUUUUGUGAUAGGAAUGCUCAUUAACCAAGUCAGUGGUGUAUCUUGGGUUUUUGCCCAGAAACACUGCCUUGCUGUAAUUUACCCGAUUGUUAUCAGUAACUUAUUCUAAUGUAUUAUAUACAAAAGUAAUCUAAAAACCUUCAAGAGUUUGAAAUUGUUGGUUACCAAGAGUCGGUAAGAUGAGUGAUGCAAUGGUUUUAAAGCGUGACUGAUAUCCAUGACACAAGAACCCUAGAUAACCCAGACUUGGAAAUUUUGAAAAUCUUUAAGGAUCCAAAGACAGUCAUGGCACCAAAAUAGUCAAUAGGGACCACAGUGCCGCACAAUCAAAAUUAUAAUAAGGCACAAGGACUUUGGCAGAAAAGCUUGAGUGUGCUAAGAAAGCAAAUAUACAUGGUAUUUCUAAAGUUUUAUACUAAAGGAAGUUGCACAGUAUUUUCGGUCAAAUGUGCUGUGAUGACCAAACACCAAUUUUGUAAGAAGUGCUAAAUAGAAAUAAUCCAUUCAUACAAUGAAGUUUGUAGCCUUGUGCUUAGUCCAAAUUGUAAAGAUUUGUGCUACAAUUGCUAAUGUUUGGCUAGAUAUUGCCCUAGAAGUCUUGCUAGACCCUUCAGAGUGUGUGAUACCAUGUUUGUACCCUAGCUUUUGUACACUUGGUACCUUAAGGCUUCAGCAUUCAUGUAGUAGGUGAUAUUUGGCAUUUUUAUUAUAGGCACAUAAACCAUGGUUAUCAUGUAUACACAGACAUUUAUGUUCCUCAAUAAAUGUAUCCUUUUAGGAAAAGUUUUUAAUUAUUUAAUCCUCUGUGGUAUCUGAGUUGCUGAAUUCACCAACUUGUGGCAGUACAGCUAGUUUGUCUCUAGCAAGAGAUUGCAUAACUGCUAGUAAACGUUGAUGUCUUUAAUUACCCCGCCUCCCAUUGUGUGUGUAAAAUAUAUAGUUGGAUCCCAGUUCUAUAUAAUCCAAUGCUAACUACAAGGUAAAGUACACUAUAUUUAAUUCUACAUGGUUAAGAUGUUUAGAUUUGCAAAUUUAUUAAUGUACAUUCAAUAAUACUCUUGAGCUUUGUAUAAGCAUUUAAAUAUAAAUUUAUAUAAUACCAAGAGAGUUUGAUGGAAUUUGUAAACAAGGUGGAAGUUGUGCUUCUGUGGUCAUUUAGCCUGUGUUUUAGGUUGGAUACUUUUUUUUUUGCCUUUAUAUUCCAUACACUUCAUUGAUUUUAUUUUAGAUUUUUUAAAGUAGUCUAGUUUGUCAAUAAAAGUUAUUUAUAA
Messenger RNA from Procambarus clarkii (red swamp crayfish), 3453 nucleotides. RefSeq names its product failed axon connections (gene fax). Lineage: Eukaryota; Metazoa; Arthropoda; Malacostraca; Decapoda; Cambaridae. Gene Ontology annotation, cellular component: cytoplasm. The record is from RefSeq and is a predicted model, not a curated record.